This is a messenger RNA of Coccomyxa subellipsoidea C-169, 3399 nucleotides long. Its product is annotated as Six-hairpin glycosidase. The transcript is spliced from 16 exons. The coding region runs from base 1 to 3399 and encodes 1132 amino acids. Lineage: Eukaryota; Viridiplantae; Chlorophyta; Trebouxiophyceae; Coccomyxaceae. The record is from RefSeq and is a predicted model, not a curated record. Gene Ontology annotation, biological process: carbohydrate metabolic process. Gene Ontology annotation, molecular function: hydrolase activity, hydrolyzing O-glycosyl compounds.
AUGGCCAGUGGGGCUGGCAGGACCGACCCUGCCAAAGGCAGUGAGUCGAAGGCAAUUGCUGUGUCUGCCAGCACGCUUGGUGCAGACCCGCUGGAGGACCCAGACAAGGCUGCAGCUCCGGGCACCAGACAGUACAAAGCCCCAGCCUACAAUGCGCCGGACGUGGAGAGGGGCAUGCUGACCAAGCGGAAGCAGCCCCUGGGUGAGGAGCCGCGCGAGUUCAUCCGCUACAGGCGCCAAGUCAAAAUCAACUGGUUUGGCCUGCUCGCCUUCCUCCUCUACCUGGGAGCCCUGGGAUUCUAUCUCUGGAUCCGUGUCACAAAGACGCUGGACCUGGGCCCCUACCUGUGGUACGGCUGCCUCAUCCUGGCCAUUGAGAUGCUGGGCGCCACCACAGUCAUCCUGUAUGGCCUCAACCUGGUGCUGGACCCAGUCGUGGCCAAUUACCACCUCGGCGAGGACCCCUCAAACCCCGGCAAGCCGCGCACACGCUACCCCUACCACGUGCGCGUCUGCGUGCCCUGCUACAAGGAGUCCCUGGAGAUCCUGCGCCGCACUAUCAUGGCCGCCUACGACGCCACGCUGCCCGCCGGCUGCGCGCGCACUAUCUACCUGUGCGAUGACGGCAAGGACCCCAAGAAGCGCAAGUGGGUGGACAUCCUGGGCUCUGAUGUGGUCUACGUCAGCGGCCGCAAGCGGCCCCCCGGCGAGAUGAACGGCAAGUCCGGCAACAUCAACAAUGUCUGCUCCCAGCUCUACCCCCCGGGCACUGUGGUCCCUGGCAACGAGCUCAUCUGCAUCUUCGAUGCCGACCAGGUGGCCAGCAAGGACUUCUUCCUGAAGACCCUGCCGCUCUUCGAUGGCGGUGACGAUGUGGGCAUGGUGCUGUCACCCCAGUGCUUCCACAACCUCAACCUGCACACCGACAUCUUCAACCACUCCAAUGUGCACUUCUGGGAGUACAUGCAGCCAGGCUAUGACGCCCUGGGCUUCAUCUCCUGCACAGGCACCAACUUCCUGGUCCGCUCCAACGCGCUGCUGGAAGUGGGAGGCUCUCCGACCUGGACGCUGACAGAGGACUACGCUCUGGGCAUGCAGCUGAAGAAAUAUGGCUGGCACUGCCGCUAUGUGCAGGAGUACCUCGCCAUCGGCGAAGCCCCUGACCAGAUCCGCAACUGCUACCAGCAGCGCUCCCGCUGGUGCAAGGGCCACUUCCAGAUCAUGUUCAACUGGAUGCACUGCCCCCUGCUCCAGUCCAAGCUCAGCUGGCCCAUGCGCAUCAUGUACAGCUCUGGAGUGUGGUCCUACGUCGUGGGGGCCAUCUCCACACCCACCUUCAUCAUCAUCCCCGCUGUCACCAUCUGGUUCGGCGUGUUCCCCAUCGUGGUCUCCCGCUGGACUGCCCUGGGCGUCACGGUCUACUACUUCGCCACCAACAUGGUGCUCUACUAUGUGCGCUCGUACUAUCACGUCGAGGCCCUCUGGUUUGCCAAUGUCGCCAACCAGCUCAUGUGGUGGACGUACGUGAAGGCGCUGUGGCGUGCGGUGAACUCCAUCUGCGGCUCCAAGAUCCAGUUCAAGACGACCCUCAAGGGCGCCAGCAUGCUCAUGAACAGCGCCCUACGCGAUCUGUGGAUGCCCGGCCUCUGCUUCUUCCUCAUGCUCGCCUCCAUCAUCACUGGCUUUGUCAAGCUGGCCCAGGGGCCCACGCUGGCAUCCCCCCUGAUCAUCUCCAUCCUGUGGGCCUUCGUCGCAGCAAUUUCGCCGUUCCUGGCUCUCUACUAUGCCACCAUCGCGCGCGGCCCUUCCCUGGCGUGGCUGUGCCGCAUCUGCAUGAUCCUGUCCUUCCUGGCCGGCAUCGCUGCCGUGCUGCUCAUGUGGGUCCUGUACCCCAUCCACUACGACUACUCCACGUCUCUCAAGAUGACCAACGCCUUCUACAACUCCCAGCGCGUGGGGUUGCUCCCAGCUGACAACAACAUCCCCUGGCGCUCCAACGCCCUGCUCUACGAGACCGGGCCGGACGGCAAUGAUCUGACUGGCGGCUGGCUGAACGGAGGCCCUGCAGGCAACCUGAAGAUGACCAUGCCCACAGCCUUCACCGUGUCCCUCAUGUCCUGGGGCCUCAUGUCCUUCCCCAAGGGCUACGCCGACGCCAACGCUACCUCUGACACCAUGUCCAACAUCAAGUGGGGCGCAGACUACCUGCUGAAGUGCAUUUCGUACGGGCCGACCGGCAACAUCAGCGGGCUGGUAUACCAAGUGGGCAACCAGACGACGGACUCGCUGUUCUGGGGCCGCCCCGAGGACAUCACCAUGAAGCGGCCCUACUACCUCGCCGACCCCGACAAGAUGUCCGACCUGGGAGGUGCCACCGUGGGCGCGCUGGCGUCGGCCGCCAUGGUCUGGCGCAAGGCUGACUACGGCUACUACCAGCGCCUCAUGGCCGCCGCCGCGCAGCUCUACGACGCCUCCCUGCGCACGCUCGGCAGGUACGGCAGCAAUGCAGUGGUGCUGGCGUGCGAGGAGCAGUACGCGAAGAAGCUGCAGGGCAGCAACAUCGUGCCGGUGUGCGUGCCGGCCUCAGUGCAGCUGAACGGCUCGGCCAUCCCCCUGUACAACUCCAGCUCCAUCUAUGAUAAGCUGCUGUGGGCCGCCACCUGGAUGUACAAGGCCACCGGCGACACCGACUACCUGGGCGACGCCGAGUCCUUCUACAUCCGCCACAUCUACGAUGAGGGCGCCCCAGACACGGUGCUGUACACGUGGAACGACUACUACUGGGCCUCCAACGUGCUGCUGGCGGAGACGACAGACGGCGGCACAUUCCACGAGCGCUCGCAGCACUUCAUGCGCCAGUGGGUCUGCGGCUUCGAUAAGCUCGUGCAGUACACCGGCCUCGGCCGCGCCUGGAAUACCAACGACGGCGUGCUGGCCACAACCGCCAACGCCGUGUUCCUGGCCACCCGCUACGCCAAAUAUGUGCUGCCCAGUAACGGCAAGAAGGCCACCAAGUACUUCUGCUGGGCGCGCGCACAGACUCGCUAUGUGCUGGGAGAUGCGGGCCGCUCGCUGAUGACCGGCUACGGCAAGAACCCGCCCACGCACGUGCAGAAUGAGGCGGCCUCCUGCCCGCCUGCGCCCAUUGCCUGCAAUGCUGUCUCCGCACAGCUGUCCCCCGACCCCAACCCCAACACCCUCAACGGCGCCCUGGUUGAGGGCCCCAUCUUCUCAGACACAUUCCAGGAUGUGAGAAGCCUGAACCAGACGCGUGUGAUGCUGGAGUACAAUGCUGGCUUCCAGGCUGCCCUUGCCGGGCUGCAGGAAUCUCCCGGCACCUGGGAAGUCUGCCUGCAGGGCUACAGUGUCCUGGUCAAGGACAAGACAAUCUGCUAUUAG